This is a messenger RNA of Callorhinchus milii (elephant shark), 5010 nucleotides long. RefSeq names its product synaptotagmin-4. Gene Ontology annotation, molecular function: calcium ion binding; SNARE binding; phosphatidylserine binding. Lineage: Eukaryota; Metazoa; Chordata; Chondrichthyes; Chimaeriformes; Callorhinchidae. Gene Ontology annotation, cellular component: membrane; synapse; axon. Gene Ontology annotation, biological process: calcium-ion regulated exocytosis; regulation of calcium ion-dependent exocytosis; regulation of dopamine secretion. The record is from RefSeq and is a predicted model, not a curated record. The coding region runs from base 310 to 1620 and encodes 436 amino acids. The transcript is spliced from 4 exons.
CAGCACACAGCACACACACACACACACUCUCACACACAGCCCCAGUCUGGGCACUGGGGACCCUCAGCACCGCAGGAGAAGCAUUCUGAUGGUCUGUCUGCUCCCUGGAUAAGGAGAGGAGUGGAGAGAGAGAGAGAGAGAGAGUGAGAGUGAGAGGGGAGGGGAGAGGAGAGGAAGGAGAGAGCUACGUUGGAAGUGAUUCAGCAAAGCCAUCCCCCUGUGUGGCUGAGAGAGGAAAGUGAGGCGCUGCGGUUUACAGUCAGUGCUGCGUUGGUGCCUUUCAGGACCGUGGACAGAGCGCAGAGCAACAUGGCCCCAGUGGUGGUUGGAGGAUCCACCUUCGAUGAGAUGCCUGCUGUGAUAGGAAUAUUCAGUGCUUUUGGCCUGGUAUUUACCCUGUCCAUGUUCGCAUGGAUCUGUUGUCAACGCAAGUCCUCAAAGACCAACAAGACACCUCCCUAUAAAUUCGUGCACAUGCUGAAGGGAGUGGACAUCUACCCCGAGAAUCUGAACAGCAAAAAGAAAUUCGGGGGCGAUGAGAAAACGGAGCUGCAGGGGAAAGAGGGCUCGGCGAGAGUAGGAGUGCCAAAGCCAAAGCCAAAGGGCAAUCUGCACUUGGACCUAGAGAGCCGCGACCAGAACGGCAACUUCACCAAAACCACCCCCAAAGUGCGGAGCUCCCCCGAGAUAGAGACUGUCCUCCCCAAGGGAGUGUGUCAGGGCGAGAAAAACAGCGCGUUCCUCAAUGCUUCCCCUUCAGACAAGCUGACUGCAGAGCCAAGCACUGAGCCCAGGCUUGGCUCCCUCAUCUUCUCCCUGAAGUACAACUUUGACAAGAAAGCGCUGCUGGUCAACAUCAUUGAGGCACUGGGUCUCCCCGCCAUGGACGAGCAGUCACUGACAUCCGACCCCUAUAUUAAAAUGUCCAUCCUUCCUGACAAAAAGCAUCGAGUCAAAACCAGGGUCCUCAGGAAGACCCUGGACCCUGCUUUCGACGAAACCUUCACCUUUUAUGGCAUCCCCUACAGCCAGGUGCAAAAUCUCUCCCUGCAUUUCCUGGUGCUGAGUUUCGAUCGCUUUUCAAGGGAUGAUAUCAUCGGGGAGGUGAUGGUGCCCAUGUCCGGGAUCAACCUGUCGGAGGGUAAAGUGCUUAUGAACAGGGAUAUCAGCAAAAGAAACUGCCGGAAAUCGUUGGGACGCGGAGAAUUAUUAGUGUCUCUUUGCUACCAAUCCACCACCAAUACUCUGACUGUUGUUGUGUUAAAAGCUCGUCACCUGCCGAAGAACGAUGUGUCUGGCUUAUCAGCUGCAGAUCCUUACGUCAAAGUGAACCUAUACCACGACAAAAAGCGAAUAUCCAAGAAAAAGACCCAUGUGAAGAAGUGCACCUUGAAUCCCGUGUUCAACGAGCUGUUUGUCUUUGACAUUCCAUGUGAGGGGAUUGAAAACAUCAGCGUUGAGUUUCUGGUCAUUGAUUUCGACCGGAUGACCAAGAAUGAGAUCAUUGGGCGCUUGGUACUGGGAGCAUCGACUGAAGGAACAGUAGGAGAGCACUGGAGAGAGAUCUGUGAGCACCCGAGGCGACAGAUUGCCAAAUGGCAUUGUUUGAGCGAUGGUUAGCAGCCAAACCAAGGGUUGGACUUUAUCGUUUGAUAGGCAAGGAACAAGCUGUGCAUUAACCAACCCAAAGCCUUUCUGAAGAAUUUUCAAUUUAUACUAAGUAAUCUUACUUUGUACAUCUGAUUGUGGUAUAUAUUGUGAUCUGUACUGUAUAAGAUGAAGUGACGUUGUUCUCUUGUCUGCUAACGAUUUAAAAAAAAAGUCAAAGUGGCUCAUGGGAAGGAGUAGGCAAAAAUACAUCAUUAAAAUCCAUGUCUGCAUUUUGUGUGGCUGUUCUAGUGUGGGGAAAAUAAGUGUAAAGGGGAUUAAACUUGCAAGUGUAAAUGUAAAGGUUUGCAUUAAAAGAUUUUACAAUGCCAACCUGGAAAUACUUUUCAGACCUAGAAUUGAAAAGUGUUUAACAUUAGAUCAUUCUGACUGUCGUAGCUCAGGAAGCUGCAAAAAUCUAUGGCCGAUUUUUACCUUGGAGGUAUGUUUCAAAGUUAUUCACAUAAGGUAGUGCACAGUAAAAAUCACACCUGAGCAAAUAGUCAGUAUUAUAUAAUACAUCAAUUUUGAAAUUAGUUCAACCUCCUGUAGUUUGCGGCUUUUCAAGAACAUUUGCACAUUUUUGAAAGAUUUAUGGAUUUAUAUGGUAUUGUAUGGACAUGGCACAUCUGACUUCUUAUGUCUAGCAAGUGUCAUUAGGAAUUAUUUGCAAGAUAUGGGAUCCAAAUUGUUCGGUUGAGGAAUUCUUCACUGCUAUGACUUGAUUAUAUCACAGUAGAAACAGGAGAGUGAAGGAGGCUCUUCAACAAAUGCGAUUUGCAAAGAAAAACACAACUACAAACCUGCUAAGCCUGUUGGUAGAACACAUUCAACUUGAAAACAUUCUUUAUAUAAACUUCAACUUUAUAUAUAUAUCCCUUGGCCAAUUGUGCGUAUAUUAAUGUCAAAUAAAUAGAGGGUAUUCAUUGAAGAGUUGCAGGAUAAGAUUUGCAUAGCAGGAGUGGACUUAUUGAUGUGUCAAGGUUUAAUAAAGUUGCAAGAAUGUUAUCGCCCCUUUAUCUUUAGUGAAAUGUUGCCAUAACCCAUUGGGUCUCAUCAUAUGCUUUGGUUAUGUUUCACUAAUAAACAAAUCCAAUGGAUAACAGGAAAGUAAUAAGAUGAGAGAAGUUAGGUGUGACGUUUAAAUGGGAGCUGUACUGAUGCAUGAGUGGUUUCAAUGACAUUGUGAUUUUUCCAUAGUGGUACCUGUUUACAAUUGUGAUAUCAACUGCAUGAGAUGUGAAAAAUUGUAUCUUGGAGAUUGUGUCAUUAUGUGUGGUAUUAGGGGUAGGGUGAAUCUGGUUUAGAAGUGUGGGGAGGGGAGUUUGUGGGUCUAUAUAAUGACUUGGUAUAUUUUGCCUACUCUAUCUACAUAGCUUCAGCUUCAAAAGUAUGAUAAUUGCCAAUACUAUGAGUUUAUUUCACUCCAUAUAGAAGCCACAUUAUACAAUCAUCUAGCUUAUGUAAACCAUGCUGUAAAUGCACUGCGAACCAUGCAUUUAUUAUGCAUGUUUGCUUUAAGCUAGAUCUCAGUGACAGGUGUAGGAACGCUUGUAAUAUAUUUAAUGAUUAAAACUGCUAUUGAUCCAACCUCAGAAACAGAAUGCAACAUUAAAGCCUUUAGUCACUACGAAACAAACCAGACACAAUGCAAAAGUGAUUAUAGCUUUGAGAAUGAUAUUUUAUCUUGAAUGUCAGUGUAUUUAGUCAAUUGGAUUUUUUUUGUCACUGAUCCUCAUAGUUCCAGUAAAAAAAUCAUUGCUUAAAACAUUAAUGAGCACUCACUGCCCUUCAUUGAUCCAAUCACUUGGUAUCCUAAUGGAUCAUAUUUCAAGUUGCCAUAUGUGUUUGUUGUAGAUGGUUCCAGUUAGAUUUUAAGAUUGAUAUUUAUGGGUUUUCUUGUUCCAAAAGGAAAAGGGCUGCAAUAUACUUUUAAGCUGCUUUUUAUGGGCACUCAUACUGCCAGAGACAACUUUUCUGAUCUUCUGAUGGACAGAUCAAACUAUGCUCACAUUCAGGAAUAGGACUAAGUUGUGAAAGGUUGUCCUGUGAGGUUAAAUUGUCUGGGUUUUAGCAGGGGGCAAAUUUUAGAUAAAAUAUUAUACUCUUGUAUGAUAGACGUUAGUGCCAGUGGGUUUGAAAUAGUUAAAGUGGACAGUUUAGCACAGAUGAACUAGCAAGACUGAGGAGAAAUUUGAGUUCUGGUGUUUUCUGGGUCAAUGCAUAAAUAACUAAUGUUACCAUAAUCCAGCUACUUGGAACUGUUUGAUGAAAUGUUGAAAAUCUAAUGCUAGCACGCAAAUUUCAUUACUAUGCAGGAUAGGAUUUUUAGAGUCUAUGAGUUGCUAUGAACAAAAAAACAGGUCUACCAGAAGGCAAAUUAAUAAUCAUGGAUUUGUUAGUGAUUGGAUAGCUGAAAGGCUGAAAGGAAUACUAAUACUGUGUAGUUUUCCUAUUUCUUUUAAUUGAUAGUUACAUUGGAAUGUAAUCAAACCACAGUAUUAACUUUUCCUCCUUGAAACCAAGGAGGUUCUAUUUAUCAGUUGUCAAAAUUAAGGUUAAAUAGCCUUUUACUUAAAAAAGCCACAGAUCCAUCUAUAACCACAUACACGUAGGAAAGCUUUAAAUUGUGAAAGUGAUGAUUUGAUGAACAUUAGCUUUGGUAUUUAACAGCACUGUAAUCAAGAACACAGCAUAACUUUAGACACAGCAAUGGCAAUGUAUGAACAAACAGUUAAAAUAACUGUUCAGCUAUUUCACUUGAAUCUGGUAACAUGUUUAACCAACAUCAUAUUCCUUGUGUAAAUUGUAUAAAUUGCCUUUACUAUUCAAAACUGGAUGGCACAUUCCUAAUGCAGGAAUCAGAAAUAAUUGUCAACAGGAUCAAAUUUCCAUUCUCAAUCUGUUUGAAUCAUUGCAAUUUUCAUUGUAACUUUUAUAAAAUGGAUGAAAGUGAUUUUGCAUAAUUCUGAAUGUGUGUGGAUUAAAAUUUCUGCUGUGCUGCAAGUAACAUUACUCAGAAAGUCCAGCAUUAAAUGGUCACAACAGUAAUAUAUUGACAUGACACACUGUAUAAAUCUGUAAGCGUAAUAUGUUUUGUAUGUUGCAUUACGAUGUGUUUACAAUCACACAAAUAAAAGAAUGCACAUAUUUGCAUCAUGUGGUAGUAAUGUAAAUUACUGAAAGCAGUUGUAUUUAAGACCAUCUUUGUGAUAUUGAUGUAACAGUUUAGUGCACAAAUGUUUUUUUUCCUUCAACCAAAAUUUAAACAAUAUUGAGAAAGAAUUUGCCGUUCUGCUAAGUCUUGUGCCCACGUGUUUGUGUGUGUGAAACAAGAAUAAAGCACUAAAUGGAUUGAUUGAA